UGAUGUGUUUGAAAUGUAGUGCCCCGAUUCUCGGAACAGGAUUGAACGAUAGCGCGUUCUGACAGCGGCCUAGGACGUAUUGUUAGGCAGCUUUGGUCUUUCUUGUUUGAAUGGAAGGGGCAUUUCAAGAUGUCCAUCCGGCUUGUGUCUUAUUCCAUCCUUCAACUUAGUCAGAAACAGAAAAUCUUCCUGGGAAAAUGUUACAUCUACUUGUUCACCGAAAUCGGCUUCCAGCACUUUCAUGACAUCUUCAGGAGUGACCAUUUCCUUGACCUGGGUCUUGAGAACAAAAUGAACUUCAGUUUUAAGCUGAACUGGUUGCUGUAACUGUCCUUUUAGAUGAGCUGAUGGUUUGGGUUGAGGGAUUACUUGCUUCACUAUGAUGCGAUGACUCGCUCCAAUUGCAUCACAGCCAUGCUCAGAAUGUUGGACAUGGCUCACUAUACUCCAACCUAGGUCUGUUCUCUGAGCAAAGGGUUGAUCUCCUUCUCCACAUACUACUUCCCUUGGCAUUAAGGCUUGUGGGCAAUUAUACCCUAUCAAUAGGCCGAUCUCACACUUCCUUUGUGGAGAAAUGUGUGGCGCAAGAUGUUUCAAAUGCGGCCAUGCUCUUGCAGUCUCUGGAGUUGGAAUAUGUGAUCGAUUGGCCGGAAUGAACUCGCGAGUAUAAGCUGUUGGCACUGUGAUCUUUUUGAAUGAAGACAGCCCCCUUAUCUGCAGUCCCUUAAGCCUCUUACAAGAUACGAUGAUUCCCCUUGAUGACAUUGUUGACAGCUUAAGCUUUACUGGUUCGCCUUCCAGCUCCAGUGCAUCAGCCACUUCUUCUAAGAUAAAGGAAGAAUCACUCUGUGAGUCUAACAACGCAUAAACAAGGAGUUCCUUAUCUGAACCACAUGACACAUACACAGGUACGAUUGCUGACGUCUGCAUGCUGUGGUCAUCCUGCAUAACCCUGUUAGAUGUGGCUUCUGCAAUAUCAUCUUGUGGUGUUAAGAGCAACUGUUCUUCACUGGAAUUUACCACUUCAAACUGUUGUCUUUGUUGUUGUGGGCGAUCUUCAUGUAAAGAGGUAGGGUGGCGUCUUGAACAAACAUCACAAAACAUCCUUCUGGGACAGCUCUUGAAUUGAUUGCCAGGGUUUAAACAGCCAAAGCACAGCCUUUCAUUCUGAACGAAUUUUAUUCUGCCAGCAAGUGGCCUUUCUAAGAAAGUUUGGCACUUCUGUAGGCUAUGACCAGUUCUCUUACAAAGAACACAUGUGGUGGACCCCCCUUCAUUUGUACUGGUGUUAAAGGUCUUUACACUGAAGGUUUGAGUGUUGGAAACGGCUGUACUUGUAUUCUUAUUCUUAGCCUUAUCAGUCUCACAGGGCCGCAAUUAGUGGUGUGCAAACUAAUCGUCAUGGCGAUGCAUUGCAUCGCCAACUUUCACGAUAUACUGCAUCGAUUCUUGAUGCCAAAUAUCGAUUAUUAACGUUAAAAAAUAAAUGAAUAAAACUGUAUGAACGGUAGGCGAAUAUCAGCCAAAAACAAGUAGCCUAGGAUACAACAUCCAAUCAUGUAGAUGGCGCAGUGGAGUUGUUGACGCCCGCUGCCUUCUUCAUGCCAUUGGUAUUUCCGAAGGCGGGCGCCUAAUGCUCUCUCUGUUUGCAACAUGGACGAAGCCGAGAAGAUUCGCGUGCCUCCCUCACAGUUUAAAGCCGAUGUUUGGACGCAUUUCGGCUUCCGAAACAAAGACGGUAAAAAUGAAAUGGACAUGACUCACGCAAUUUGUAGACACUGUAGCAUGUCGAUAAAGUAUUGUGGAAAUACAACAAACUUAAGAGCACACAUUCAGAGGCGCCAUCCAGACAAACUGCAACAGCAACAACCACUACAACCCAUGAUAAAACAAACAACCCUCGACAGCAAGCUCGCACCCUCAUCUGUACGUGCGAAAAAAAUAACUGAGUCCAUUGCAGAAUUCAUUUGCCAAGAUUUACGGCCAUAUUGCGUGGUGGAAAAUCGUGGGUUCAGAAGUAUGAUAAACACACUCGAGCCUCGUUAUGUGAUCCCUAGCCGAAAACAAUUUACAGAAGUAAUGAUCCCGGACAUGUAUGAAAAGGUAAAGCUACAAGUUAAAUAAUCCCUCGCCUCUACAGAAAGCGUUGCCCUCACAUGCGAUGGAUGGACUUCGCGAGCCACAGAGCCAUACCUCACUAUAACAUCGCACCACAUUGACGAGAGCUGGGAGUUGGUUUCUCACGUGUUACAGACUAGGGCUCUGUUUGAGUCCCACACCGGCACCAACAUUGCUCAGGUGCUGAGAGCGGCGCUGGAAGAAUGGGAGCUUAUUAACAAAGACCCUGCAAUAGUAACAGACAAUGCCUCGAAUAUGACCAUCGCUGCACAGCUGGCACGCAUGCAACAUUUCAAGUGUUUCGCCCACACCUUGAAUUUGGCAUCUCAGCGUGCCCUGAAACUCCCCACUGUCAGUAGAUUGUUAGGAAGAGUAAGACGGGUGACUGCAUUUUUCAGACGCAGUACUGUUGCGUCCCACGUAUUGCGUGAGAAGCAAGGUUUGCUGAAUCUCCCUCGCCACAAAUUGAUGACAGACGUCGCCACUCGCUGGAACAGCGCGCACGACAUGCUGGAGCGUUUCUUGGAGCAACAGCCUGCCAUCCACGCUGCGCUCCUGUCUGCCGAAAUGCGGAAGUCUGAGAAGGACAUCUGCACACUUAGAGUCUGACAUAACUGCUGCUGAGGAGGUCGUCGCUGCCAUGAAACCUAUGAAAGUAGCCACACUCGCAAUAUCAGAGGAGACCAGUCCAACGCUAUCUAUUGUAGCGCCACUCCAUGCUCAACUCGUCCAUCAGCUUCAAGACAACCCGAGUGAUUCCACAUUGACAAGGGAACUUAAAACCACAAUAUGCCAGGAUCUUAACAAGAGAUACUUAAAUGAAAAGGAGGCGCUGUAUAAGGCCUCGGCUCUUGAUCCCCGUUUUAAGGCCCUACCUUUCCUUUCCGAGGACGAGAGGGAAGAUGUCUACAAUGGAAUAACUGCAGAAGCUACCAGGACCAAGUGGGCAUUACAGCAAAGCAAAAGUGGACUUCAGGCAGAAUCAAUGGAGGAUGGCAGCCAGGAUCCUGACCAAGAAGACAUGUCUGCAAUAUGUUCAUCAAAAUCACCAAAACCUUGUUCUCUAGCUGAUCUACUUGGGCAGACAUAUGCAGCAGGUGCUGCAAAGAAAUCGAAAACAGCUGAGGACCAGGUGAUCGAGGAGAUCACAAGAUAUAAGGAGGAGGCACCCCUGGCACUUGGUGUCAACCCACUGGAGUGGUGGAAGGAACAUGAGUGCCAGUAUCCUUUUCUUUCAAAAGUCGCCAAGAAACACCUGUGCAUCCCAGGGACUAGUGUCCCCUCUGAGAGGGUUUUCUCUACUGCUGGGGACAUAAUAACUGCCAAACGAAGUGCAAUUGCCCCUGAGCACCUGGACCAGCUGCUUUUCCUGAAUAAAAACAUAAAGCACUAGCAAUACUAGGAAUGCCAUUGUAUCUGUGACUAGUUAGUUAUGAAUGGACACUGGACACAUUCAGUUCUAUUGAUCAUAUGCACUUUUUUCUCAGUGUGCCAUCUGAUGUCUGUUAAAUGUUAUUGUUAAUGGCAGCUACUUAAAAUGGCAGUCACUGAUGAGCCUUAUUUUAUUAGUUUUCUUUUAUUAUUCUACCUUAAUCAUUUGCACUUUUUGUAAUUAGUGUGUCCACCAAAGUAUUAAGAAUGUUUUAAUGGCAAUAAUGUUAAAUAAAUUCAUGUAUAUAUGAACUGAGUUGCUGUGUGAUGUAUCAAUUGAAGACACUAUCCAGAUCGUACACAGCCACUGGUAAUUAUGCUCUAUUUUUUACAUUUUCACUUAAAUAUAUUGAAAAUAUCGCAAUGCAUCGCAAUGAUUCAAGAAUCGUGAUGAAUCGUGAUAGUAUCGCAUCGUGGCAUGUGAAUCGUGAUUCGAAUUGAAUCGUGAAGUCUUUGCCAAUA
Neoarius graeffei (lesser salmon catfish) is the source of this 4011-nucleotide messenger RNA. RefSeq names its product E3 SUMO-protein ligase ZBED1-like. Lineage: Eukaryota; Metazoa; Chordata; Actinopteri; Siluriformes; Ariidae. Bases 2759 to 3511 code for a protein of 250 amino acids. Gene Ontology annotation, molecular function: protein dimerization activity. The transcript has 3 exons. The record is from RefSeq and is a predicted model, not a curated record.